Hyla sarda is the source of this 1698-nucleotide messenger RNA. Its product is annotated as glutamate decarboxylase 1-like. Gene Ontology annotation, cellular component: cytoplasm. The record is from RefSeq and is a predicted model, not a curated record. Gene Ontology annotation, molecular function: carboxy-lyase activity; pyridoxal phosphate binding. Lineage: Eukaryota; Metazoa; Chordata; Amphibia; Anura; Hylidae. Gene Ontology annotation, biological process: carboxylic acid metabolic process.
GGAAGGAGUGUGCUGCAGAUCAUUAGCUGUUUGGGUUUCUGUGGCUCAGGUUUAUGAGAAGUGGAUCGGUGCCAAUUCAGCAGAACAAUGGCGUUUAGGACUGGCACACAUGACAUCUGCAAGGUUAAUCAGAAAUAUCAAAGUGAGGAUGAUAAUCAAAGUAAGCAGCUGAAAGAGAAGCUUAUUGUUGACCUUAACACUAAACUUAAAGAGGAGACUAAAAGCCCGGAACACAGCUUUUCUGACUUCUCCAAUGUAUUUGCCUCAGACUUGCUGCCUUCAAGAAACGGUGAGAAAUAUACUGAACGUUUUCUACAAGAAGUUUUUGAAAUUCUUUUCAGUUACAUUAGAAAAACAUUUGAUGGGAAAAGUAAAGUUCUAGAUUUCCAUCACCCUCAUCAGUUACUGGAAGGCUUGGAAGGAUUUAACCUUGAAAUAUCUGAUCAGCCUGAGCCUUUGGAACAGAUUCUUGGUGAAUGCAGAGAUACUCUAAAAUAUGGCGUUAAAACAGGCCAUCCUCGAUAUUUCAAUCAACUUUCCAGUGGCCUAGACUUGGUUGGACUAGCUGGUGAAUGGUUGACUGCAGCAGCAAAUACGAACAUGUUUACAUAUGAAAUUGCACCAGUGUUUGUGAUUAUGGAAGGGUUAUUGAUUAAGAAAAUGCACGAGUUGGUUGGCUGGGGAGAAAUUGAAGCUGAUGGUAUAUUCUCUCCUGGUGGUACUAUAUCAAACUUGUACAGUGUUCACGUAGCUCGAUACAAGUUUUUUCCUAUUGUAAAAACAAAAGGAAUGGCUGCACUACCAAGGAUUGUUCUCUUCACUUCAGAGCAUAGUCACUAUUCCUUUCAGAAAGCAUCUGCUGCACUUGGCAUUGGAGUAGAAAAUGUGAUUGCGGUUAGGUGCGAUGAAAGGGGGAAGAUGAUACCAUCUGAUUUGGAAGAAAAGAUACUGUCUGAGAAGAGAAAGGGACAUGUACCUUUCUAUGUAAGUGCCACUGCUGGGACUACAGUGUAUGGAGCAUUUGAUCCCUUUAUGAAGAUAGCUGACAUUUGUGAGAAGCAUGGGCUCUGGAUGCAUGUUGAUCCAGAGCAUACCAAUGUUUGCUUUUGGUAUUUACCACCCUGCCUGAAGGACAUUCCAAGGGAUGAAGAAUGGAAUAUUAAAUUGCAUAAGGUCACUGCAAGGAUUAAAGCCCAGAUGAUGGAAGAGGGAACAGCAAUGGUCAGUUACCAGCCCCUGAAAGAAAAGCCCAAUUUCUUCCGUAUGGUGUUUUCUAACCCGGCUUCUAGGAAAUGUGAUAUAGAUUUCCUUCUAGAUGAAAUUGAAAGGCUGGGAAGGGACCUAGAAUUCUAACGCAAAGCUUUUUUAGGUCUAUGGAAUGUGCAUUGAAUAAGGCAAUAUGCGUUCUAGUUGUCUUGAAUGUCUUGUCUUAAACUAAACAUUCUUCUAAUAAUAUAUAUAUUUUUUUUACACUUUCUGUGAAUUUGCACUUUUUGUAUAUACAUAUAUUUAACAUUUUUGCCCAGCUUUGUUACUCUUAGGAGAAAAUUUAUCAAACCUUGUGCAUAGGUUUUCUAUUUACUUUUCUAUUUUGUAUUUUAACCUAAAACUUUGUUCAAAUGUUUAAAACACAGUAUGUUGUGUGUUUCUAUUCAAUGUCUUGUAUUUCCUAAGCCGCCUUAUAUUUGAUUGUAGUUA